AAACAAAGAAAAAAUAUUACAAAAUAGAAAGGGAAAAUAAAUAAAAACAUUUUCUCAUUCUUGUUUCAAUCAAUCUCUCAUUGAAACGUCUAUUGAUCACUCGGGAUUGUAAAUAGAGUUAGGGGAAAGAUUGUAUCUUGAUUCUUGGCAAUGGCUGAGAUUUGAGGAAGAAGAAGAAAAAACAAACUUUCAUUUGUUUUUGUUUCUUUUUUGAAUUUUGCGGCGGAGAUGAGCGCUUCAAGGUUCAUAAAGUGUGUUACAGUCGGCGAUGGUGCGGUCGGAAAAACAUGUAUGCUGAUUUCUUACACAAGCAACACUUUCCCUACGGACUAUGUUCCAACUGUUUUCGACAACUUCAGUGCUAAUGUGGUUGUAGAUGGGAACACUGUGAAUCUUGGAUUGUGGGAUACAGCCGGUCAAGAAGACUAUAACAGGUUAAGACCAUUGAGUUACCGUGGUGCAGAUGUCUUCAUUCUUGCUUUCUCUCUUAUAAGCAAAGCUAGCUACGAGAACAUAGCCAAGAAGGUUUGCUUUCUUCUUCUUCUAACAUUCAUUCUUUGUUUGAUAAAUAUUAACUUGCUCUUUUUGUUUGUAUAUCAGUGGAUUCCUGAGCUCAGGCAUUAUGCACCUGGAGUUCCUAUUAUCCUCGUUGGAACAAAACUCGAUCUUCGAGAUGACAAGCAGUUCUUCAUAGACCAUCCUGGUGCAGUGCCUAUUACUACAAACCAGGGAGAAGAACUAAAGAAACUGAUAGGAUCUCCGGUUUACAUUGAGUGUAGUUCAAAGACUCAGCAGAACGUUAAAGCAGUCUUUGACGCAGCUAUAAAAAUGGUGCUUCAGCCACCGAAUCAAAAGAAGAAGAAACUGAACAAGAGUCUUUGUGUUGUAUUGUAA
Molecule: messenger RNA, 894 nt
Organism: Eruca vesicaria subsp. sativa (arugula)
Lineage: Eukaryota; Viridiplantae; Streptophyta; Magnoliopsida; Brassicales; Brassicaceae
Source: the annotation of a GenBank genome assembly